Molecule: messenger RNA, 2511 nt
Organism: Carassius gibelio (silver crucian carp)
Lineage: Eukaryota; Metazoa; Chordata; Actinopteri; Cypriniformes; Cyprinidae
Product: rano class II histocompatibility antigen, A beta chain-like
Exons: 5
Coding region: 82-876 (264 amino acids)
Biological process (GO): peptide antigen assembly with MHC class II protein complex; antigen processing and presentation of exogenous peptide antigen via MHC class II; immunoglobulin production involved in immunoglobulin-mediated immune response
Cellular component (GO): MHC class II protein complex; membrane
Molecular function (GO): MHC class II protein complex binding
Source: RefSeq, a predicted model, not a curated record
ACUCUGGUUGGACAAUAGCCUCAAACCUGACAUGAACAUAAAGCACUGGCAACAUGCAGCUGGGGUUCAGUGCUUGUGAAUAUGUCACUGCUACAGUUCUUGAGUUGUCAUCUCAUUUUGACACUGUCUGUAUUGACUGGAGCAAAAAGUGCUGAUGACUAUUACAUAAGACGGUCAAGAUGCAUCUACAGCUCUCCUGAUUACAGUGACAUGGUGUAUAUUGACAGCUUUUAUUUAAAUAAAUUUCUAUUCACACAGUUCAACAGUACUUUGAGGAAGUUUGUGGGAUUUAGCGAGAUCGGAAUGAAAUUUGCAGAGCGAUGGAAUGAUAGCCCCUUUUUGGAAUCAGAGAGAAAUGUUGCUACUAUAUGCAAAUUUCUUUUUAAAACCGAGGACACACCUGACCUUGUUAAAGUAGUGAAACCAAAGGUUAAGCUCAGAUCAGUGAAACAGGCUGGUGGCAGACAUCCAGCUGUGUUGAUGUGCAGCGCAUAUGAAUUUUAUCCUCCGCACAUCAAAGUUUCGUGGCUGAGAGAUGGUAAACCAGUGACCUCUGAAGUGACAUCCACUAUGGAGAUGGCUAAUGGUGAUUGGUACUACCAAAUUCACUCUGACCUGGAGUACACUCCCAGAUCUGGAGAGAAGAUCUCCUGUAUGGUUGAGCAUGAUAGCUUCAAUAAACCCAUGAUCUAUGACUGGGGGUCACAUAUUAUAUCUGACGUACUGUACUCCACAGAUCCGUCUCUCCAAGAGUAUGAGAGGAAUAAAGUUGCUAUUGGAGCCUCUGGUCUGGUGCUGGGAAUCAUCUUCACAGCUACUGGACUAAUUUACUUCAAGAAGAAAUCAACAGGAAGGGUCCUAGUACCUCAGCAAUGAUGGUAGAUUGCUCAUUCAAGUUUGAUAACUCACUUUGAUAAUUAUGACUGCAAGGGGACAAAUAAUGAAAAAUGUUCACUUUGCACCGAGCUUUGUGACAUGAUCUCAGCUUAUAAGUUUCCAGUUAUGUAUGUUUUCAGUGUACUGUAAAUUGUAAUCACUUGUGGUUCUCAAUCCUGGUCCUGGGGACAUUUUCCGUCACUCUUAUCUGACACACUCAGAUUAUGUUUAUGGAUUUUGUAAUAGUUUUGAAUACAGAGAACAAUAUUAUCAAAACAAGUCACAUGGAUACAAAAAAACAACUUAAAAUGCUGCAUUAUGCAUGCCACACCAGUAGUUGCCAAUGUCACUUUGUGAAGAAACACAACAUACCCGCACACAUACACAUUCUUCUACAAAGUCAAGAUGCAUGCACAAAACAUCACCGUUCUCAUAAACAAUGUUUUAACUAUUCUGUGUUAUUUAUCAUAAGUUAUGCCACUACAUAUACUGUAUGUUUAUGCCAUUUUCAGUGUCAGUGAUGCUGUUUAAGAUUGAAGACGUUUUAUCAUUAAAUUAACACAGAGAACAUUACUGAAUUUUUUUAAACAACGGACAACCCUAAAAUAAAUUGUAAUAAGCUGUGUUCUCAUGAGUAGCUCUGCAUGUACAGUACACUAUACUGGAAACACCUGAGCCAUAUGUAGAACAGUAGUUGUGCAAGUAGUCAAUUCAAUCUUCAUGAUACAACUAUCAUACAUAAUCUUAACUUCCGUUAUCAUUUAACUAAUGUUUUACAUUUAUAACAUUUACAUUUUAAUUAAAAUGAUAAAAAUAACAAUGGCAGAAAUAUAGCACAAAGUCUGGUAGGUUUUUUUUUUUUUUUUAUUGUCGUAAGCAUUAUAUGAACAAAAGAUCAUAUUUGAGUAAACGAUUUUUUUUAAAUGUUAACAGUUGAUGUAUGAUGUAUUGUUCUUGCUAAGUUAACCCUCUGGAGUCUAAGGGUAGUUUUGGGGCCUGGAGAAGUUUUGUCAUGCCCUGAUAUUUGUGCUUUUUUCAGUUUCUUAUAAAUAUCUAAAUGGGUAAAGUCUAAUAUCACUGUAGUCAGCACAAACUGGGCUAUAAUAAUAUGUGAAAUGCAUGUAUGUACAUGAUUGUGUUUUUGGGAAGAAAAACGUUAUGCGUGGUUAGUGAAAAACUAAAAAUGUUAAAUCACUUGAAUAAGGCCAUUAAACACAUUCGUAACAUUGGUUCCUGGGACUUUUGAGAACUGGAGCUUGCAGCCUAGAAUUUUUCUUUCCAAAUUAUGUGAAAAUCAUCUUGUUUACUCACUCACAGAAAACAAUAUAAUGAUGAAAUUUUUUAAGACACUUUUUGUUUUUUUUAAAAGUCAUAUGUGAUGUCCGAAUGCCUGAGGAUGACCUGAGGGGGUCACCUGAGCCCUAAAUGUGUGAGAAACAGCCCACAGAGAGUGUUUUACAGUAUGUUAUCCAUGGAAAAGUACAGCUGCUAAGGCUUUGUAACCUUGACAGCAAAGGGGUAUAAGGGGGUGGACUGCCCUCCCUUCCUCUGUCGCACUCUGCAGGAACUUGUGUUGCUGUAUGACUGUCUGACCUUCUUUGCAAAGAAUAAAAAAGCAUUCUUUUUAAUGAUAAA